AUGGCACAAGCAUAUAAAGACAUUACCAAUCCACUCGAGACACUUGUACAAUCUGGAAGAAAUGAUGCUGACAUUCUCUGUCCAAAAGGAGAUUGUCAAUGUGUCAUAUUGAGAAAGAAUGCGGCCACUUUAGUUGAAAGAGAUGGUAGCAAGCUUUCUUUACCUGCAUCUAGUUUACCAGCCAACAGCAUCUUAACAGAUGACGAUACUCAUUUCUGGCAUGUCAGCAACAUGAUGGAUUUCGAAAAUGUGGGAUUCUCAACCACGAUUGGAACCAUCAAGUAUUUAUCGUGUGCUGAUUGUGAUUUGGGUCCUAUCGGUUAUCAUGAUACCAGCAAUCCCAAAGAAUUCGUGAUUAGCAUCAAGAGAGCAAAGUACAGAUUUUAA
This is a messenger RNA of Gilbertella persicaria, 387 nucleotides long. RefSeq names its product Mss4-like protein. NCBI's taxonomy places the organism in Eukaryota, Fungi, Mucoromycota, Mucoromycetes, Mucorales, Choanephoraceae. Gene Ontology annotation, molecular function: guanyl-nucleotide exchange factor activity; zinc ion binding. Gene Ontology annotation, cellular component: membrane; cytosol. The transcript is spliced from 2 exons. Gene Ontology annotation, biological process: small GTPase-mediated signal transduction; post-Golgi vesicle-mediated transport. The record is from RefSeq and is a predicted model, not a curated record. The coding region runs from base 1 to 387 and encodes 128 amino acids.